This is a messenger RNA of Vicugna pacos (alpaca), 2502 nucleotides long. The record is from RefSeq and is a predicted model, not a curated record. Lineage: Eukaryota; Metazoa; Chordata; Mammalia; Artiodactyla; Camelidae.
CCGCCUUUGUUUCGCCAGGGGGACUCCCGCGCGCGCCCUCGGGCCCAGGAGACGCCGCAGGCAUGGCCGACACCGCCAACCACCUGCCCUUCUUCUUCGGCAACAUCACCCGCGAGGAGGCGGAGGACUACCUGGUCCAGGGCGGCAUGAGCGACGGGCUCUACCUGCUGCGCCAGAGCCGCAACUACCUGGGCGGCUUCGCGCUGUCGGUGGCGCACGACCGCAAGGCGCACCACUACACCAUCGAGCGCGAGCUCAACGGCUCGUACGCCAUCUCGGGCGGCAGGGCCCACAGCAGCCCGGCCGAGCUCUGCGCCUACCACUCCCAGGAGCUGGACGGCCUCGUCUGCCUCCUCACCAAGCCCGUGCACCGGCCGCCGGGCGUGCAGCCCAAGAGCGGCCCCUUCGAGGACCUGAAGGAGAACCUCAUCCGCGAAUACGUGAAGCAGACGUGGAACCUGCAGGGCCAGGCUCUGGAGCAGGCCAUCAUCAGCCAGAAGCCCCAGCUGGAGAAGCUGAUCGCCACCACGGCCCACGAGAAAAUGCCCUGGUUCCACGGGAAAAUCUCUCGGGAUGAAUCCGAGCAGAUCGUGCUGAUAGGAUCAAAGACAAAUGGAAAGUUUUUGAUCAGGGCCAGGGACAACGGCUCUUACGCCCUGUGCCUGCUGCACGAGGGGAAGGUGCUGCACUACCGCAUCGAUAAGGACAAAACCGGGAAGCUCUCCAUCCCCGGCGGGAAGAAUUUCGAUACGCUCUGGCAGCUAGUGGAGCAUUAUUCUUAUAAGUCCGACGGCUUGUUGAGAGUUCUUACAGUUCCAUGUCAGAAAAUCGGGCAAACGGGCAACGUAAACUUCCGUCCACAGCUGCCAGGCUCCCAUCCUGCGACUUGGUCAGCGGGCGGAAUAAUCUCAAGAAUCAAAUCGUACUCCUUCCCAAAGCCUGGCCACAGAAAGACCUCCUCAUCCCAAGAGAACCGGCCAGAGAGUUCGGUGUCGUUCAACCCGUACGAGCCAGACCGAGGGCCGGCCAACGACAGAGAAGCCCAGCGUGAGGCCUUGCCCAUGGACACCGAGGUCUACGAGAGCCCGUAUGCGGACCCCGAGGAGAUCAGGCCCAAGGAGGUCUACCUGGACCGGAAGCUGCUGACCCUGGAGGACAAGGAGCUGGGCUCCGGCAACUUCGGGACCGUGAAGAAGGGCUACUACCAGAUGAAGAAAGUCGUGAAAACAGUGGCUGUGAAAAUCUUGAAAAACGAGGCCAAUGACCCUGCCCUUAAAGAUGAAUUAUUAGCAGAGGCAAACGUCAUGCAGCAGCUCGACAACCCGUACAUCGUGCGCAUGAUCGGGAUAUGCGAGGCCGAGUCCUGGAUGCUGGUCAUGGAGAUGGCGGAGCUCGGUCCACUCAACAAAUAUUUACAGCAGAACAGGCACGUCAAGGACAAGAACAUCAUCGAGCUGGUGCAUCAGGUGUCCAUGGGGAUGAAGUAUUUGGAGGAGUGCAAUUUUGUGCACAGAGAUCUGGCUGCAAGGAAUGUAUUGCUGGUUACUCAGCAUUACGCCAAGAUCAGUGACUUUGGACUUUCCAAAGCACUUCGUGCUGAUGAAAACUACUACAAGGCGCAGACGCACGGCAAGUGGCCCGUGAAGUGGUACGCCCCCGAGUGCAUCAACUACUACAAGUUCUCCAGCAAGAGCGACGUGUGGAGCUUCGGCGUGCUGAUGUGGGAAGCCUUCUCCUACGGGCAGAAGCCGUAUCGGGGAAUGAAAGGCAGCGAAGUUUCUGCCAUGCUGGAGAAAGGAGAGAGGAUGGGGUGCCCUCCAGGGUGUCCGAGAGAGAUGUACGAGCUGAUGACCCUGUGCUGGACCUACGACGUGGAGAGCCGGCCAGCGUUCGUGGCGGUGGAACUGCGCCUGCGCAAUUACUACUACGACGUGGUUAACUGAUGACGGCGGGCCCACCCGCCGGUGGCUGCCGUGGAGCAGAUGCGCCCGCGCGGGAAGACUGUGCCAAGCGCCUUGAUUUUGAGUCUCCAUCCCCCUCCGCCCGUCGGGAGAGCCGUGCUGACUGUCGUUCCCCAAAGCCUGUCCCGGACGGAACCCGCCCUCCGCCAGGCAAACCCGUCCCGGAGGAGCCAUGGGGGGACAGACGGAGCCCAGAAUCAGAGGGCCCGUGGGUUCGUGUUUCUUGACUGCGGGGUUUUCAUGGCAGGUUAAUUUGCAGGAUGUGUAUCCAAACUCCUUUCUGUCUGCAGCCCCCUGGCUCCUGGGCUGCGUUUGAAUCGCGCAGCAUCACCACCACCCGGGGUGCUGAACGGUCCCCCCCACCCCGCCCAGCUCUGCGUUCUCCGCGGCGGGGGGCAGCCGCUGGCCCUUGACACCUGCCCUGGGGGAGGAAGGAAGCGGAGAAGGGGUGUGGCGGCCACCGGAACGAGGCUCCCUCAGGUCCCAGGACCGAGUCCUGCCACCGGAAAGCUUUCCCCAUAGAAGUACUUGGAGGCUUUAA